Messenger RNA from Rhipicephalus sanguineus (brown dog tick), 5365 nucleotides. It is a transcript of the gene Orc1, whose product is annotated as origin recognition complex subunit 1. NCBI's taxonomy places the organism in Eukaryota, Metazoa, Arthropoda, Arachnida, Ixodida, Ixodidae. Gene Ontology annotation, biological process: mitotic DNA replication checkpoint signaling; DNA replication initiation. The transcript has 17 exons. Gene Ontology annotation, cellular component: nuclear origin of replication recognition complex. The record is from RefSeq and is a predicted model, not a curated record. Gene Ontology annotation, molecular function: ATP hydrolysis activity; ATP binding; chromatin binding. Bases 94 to 3351 code for a protein of 1085 amino acids.
AAUUUUUGGCGCGCGACCGUCCGCUGGCGUGUGAUCUUGCGCCUUCACUGCCUUCACCGUAUGCUUUGUUCACGUAGUCCAAAACGUUGAAACAUGCCAGACGUCGCUAGAAAACCGGGCGACGACGCAGACUUCGAAUGGAUCGGCGAUUACGAAGUGCGGAACCGCAGGAGCAAGCACAGAUUGUACAGCAAUUUCAAGCUUUCGGGAAGGACCUACGCCGUCGGCGACUACGUUUUGAUCCGCGAUGACGACAGCAUGGAUCCCGAAGCUCUUCGCAACUGCUACGUUGGCCGUAUCAAGAGCGCCUUCGACACCGGUGAAACGGAUGGAGACCAUCGGUUCGUCACUGUGGCCUGGUAUAUCCGGGCAAUCGAGCUGCCUCCUUCGCAACAGGCCAAGAUUGUCGACGUCGACUAUUUUCGUGAAGUGUUACUUGAUGAACGCAAACUCUGGUCCGACACGGUCGACAUCGAGACAAUUUUUGGAAAGUGCUCGGUGCUGACGGUGCCUGCUGGCGUGUCAUCCAAGGCUGUCUUCGAGAUGGUUGAUAGCAACGGAAACCCACUUUUCUUCUGCCGGUGGAAAUAUGACGGUCAUGGCAUCACCCCUGCGCUCGGGCCUCCAUCGCCUUCCUCUGGCAAAAAGUUAUCGUCGAAGGGAAGCACUCCUUCGUUGUCUCGAGAGCAGUCCCUGAGCAACACACCACGCCGUAGCAUCUCAACACCGAUCCGCAAGCAAGCACAGUUGAGAGGGGCGACCCCGUCGGCACGGCAACGAGAAGGCGUAUCGGUCACUCUCGAGGAUGUGCGAACGGACUUUCCAAGCCCAGUCAAAUCACAGUCAUCGCCGCACAAGCUGCUUCUCGUGUCGCCGAUUAAGAUGCGUAAAGAGUGUGACACUUGGAACUGCCUCCAGAAAUCGACUCCUCCACCGCGGAGCCCCGGGAAACGCAAAACCACCACCGAGACAGAACUGCUCGAAGCAAGCUCUUUCGCAUCGCCGGUGACACUCCGCAACCGUGACCUCGGUCUCUUGCACGACGACGUUUUUGCAACACCGCCGCGCAGUGCCGAUUUUCAAGUCGUGAUGCGGCAUCGCAAGUGGCACACAGAACCCGGAAAAGCAGCGUCACGCAGCAACAGCACAUCAUGUUCACAGCGGGAACAGCACGAACGCAAGUUCUCGCGGUCAGGACGCUUGCUGAAAAAAAGUUGGCGGCACUCAUUCGAUAGUGAUGAUGACUCCUCAAGCGAGUUGCAAAAGCAGACGACGCCCCACAGCAGACGCAAGCUUGACAUGAACGCGGCAUCCGGGAAGGUGGCUGACGUAACCAUCGAGAAGGAACAUUCCAGCACCAGUGACGACAAGGCCAUUCUACAGAAAAGCCCAUCGCUGAGGGACAGUGAUGCUGCAGUCGUCGCUGAAAGAAAGAAGAGCCGCUCAUCUCGAAGGAUUCGAAAAAAUACCCUGGAGCUGUGCGCCAAGGCAACCACGACACCACGCAGCAAAAGCCGGAGCGUGGCUUUCUCAGAGAUUUCAGACAAGGCACCAAAAGUUGGCUCAUGCGCAUCCCCAGUGUCAAGGAGUGAAAGAAAGGCGCGAUCCGUGGUUGACGAGUCUUGCGAGGCGACGCCACCCCGCAGCAAGACGGCCGAUGACGCUCGGUUACCUCGGGCCACGAAGUCUCACACAGAACCCAGAAAAGGCGCAGACGCCGGCACCCUCACUCCCAGCAGACCCGCAUCGACUAGGUCUGGCCGCAAAGUUAGGAGCGUUCGCUAUACCGAAAUCUCCUACUCCGAUGACGACGAAGUCUUUGCAAGUGAGGCGGACCGGAAGCAGACGCCACGGAGCAGACGGAAACUCGACCUUGAUGCAAAGCUGAAGAAGUUGCAGCUCAACACGGGCAAGGACUGCGACACGAGCGAUGAUGACGACCCAAAUUUUGACGAAGUCUUCGCACGCUCCUUAUCGUCCAGUGAGGAAGAGGACGAUGACUUUCAGACGCCAACAAAGAAGCAACAGAGAAAGCCAUCCUCACUGCGAACUCCACGCACAUCCGCAAAGAAAUCACUCACCGGAACACCGCGGACUCCGCGGACUCCACGGACUCCGCGAACACCACGGACUCCACGAACCCCAAGAAUGUCUACACUGUGCCUCACUCCAUCUAUUCCAAAGAGAAGUCAGGCUGUCGAGGGACCACAGACACCACUUGACAUAGCUAAGUCAAGGCUACAUGUGUCUGCCGUGCCGACCUGCCUUCCGUGUCGAGAGCAGGAGUUUGCCGACAUCUACUCGUUUGUUGAGGGCAAGCUGCAAGAUGGCACGGGAGGGUGCAUGUACAUUUCGGGCGUGCCUGGCACAGGCAAGACGGCCACCGUUCACGACGUCCUUAGGGUGCUGCAAGAGUCCGUCGAUGGCGGCUACAUCCAGCCCUUCAAGUUCGUCGAGGUUAACGGCAUGAAGCUCACCAGCCCCGCACAGUGCUACACUCACAUACUCAGGGCAUUGACCGGAGAAAAUGCAACGCCAGAGCAGGCGGCGGAGCUCUUGAGUCGUCGUUUCGAGCGACCCGGUCCUCGGCACGAUCCGGUUGUCCUUCUCGUCGACGAGCUUGACCUGCUGUGGACACGCAAGCAGCAAGUUCUCUACAACCUGUUCGACUGGCCCACCAAGCCCAAGUCCAGGCUCAUUGUGCUGACCAUCGCCAACACCAUGGAUUUACCCGAAAGGCUCAUGUCGAAUCGAGUCUCGAGCAGACUGGGAUUGACCAGGAUGACCUUUCACCCCUACAACCACAAGCAGCUGCAAGAGAUAGUGUUGUCCCGCAUGCAAGGUCUGGAAGCUUUCGACCCCGAUGCGGUACAGCUUGUUGCGAGAAAGGUGGCAGCAGUGUCCGGAGACGCACGGCGGGCGCUCGACGUCUGCCGCCGUGCCGCCGAAAUCGCGGAGCACUCAUUGCAUGAGAGUCCCAAGAAGACUACGCGGCACGUCGUCGGCAUGAGCCACGUCGACCGUGCAAUUCAGGAGAUGUUCUCGUCACCCAAGAUACUUGCCAUGAGGUGCCUUUCGCAACAGGAGCAGCUCUUCAUGCGAGCUGUAGUUGCAGAGUUUCGUCGAACAGGUGUUGAGGAGACUACUUUCUCUAAGGUCUACAAUCAGCACAUUACCAUUUGCAGGCUCGAAGGAGUGAAGCCCCCGACUUUCUCCGAGGUUUCAAGCAUCAGCUCGCGCCUGUCCAGCUGCCGACUGCUGCUGUCAGAGCUCGGAACAAACGACCUCUUCCACAAGAUCCAACUGAACGUCAGCGUUGACGAUGUCAACUACGCGCUCAAGGAGGCAUAGCUUGACAUCCUGAAAAUAUUUUUAGUCAUCCGCAGUUUCCUUCUUGUUGAGGAUGGUGUCAAGUGGUGCAGCACUCAGCUGUUGCAGUCACACUUCUGUCGAUUAGCUCUCAGAGAAUCUCUCAAACAUCUGUGAGAUGGGGGUGUGUGUGUUUGCACUAUUCUGUAAUCUAUGCCAUAUUGUAUAUAUCAUCGCGACUCUUGUUUUUGCAUAUUAUGGAACUUGUUUCCAUAGUUUCCACUACGCGGUAAGCUCAUUCAAAACACGUUGCUCUAACCUCUCUGACCAGCAGAGUAGUUUGAGUGAACCAUCAAAGCACGUGAAACUACCUUAUACAAAUGACUGGGUCAUGUGACAUGCAACUUUUGAACAUGACUACUGGACUGUUUUUUUCUAGUUAGAUAACUUAGAACCAUGGAACCUAGGAAGUUUUUAAAAUCAUAUCAGCAUUAUUCAAAGUGAGCUGUACAGCUUUGUGCAGUAAGCAAACAAAUCAUGCUAAGUCAAUUUGAUGCAACUUGUCCUUGUUUGCUGUCACUUUUCUUUUAAAAUUUUUGCCUGUUGACAAGCUCAUUGUUUUGAGCUGUUUUUCGCGUCAGAAAUAUUUUCAUGUAUUUUUAAAAUUUCCGGAAACUUGGGCUUUAAUUAUGUGCUCUGGACUGAAACAGAUAUGUUCUCAUAAGAAAUUUGCUUCGAAAGUUUGAAUGCGAUUUGCUAGAUUUAAAAGAGAAUGGCUCAACUGCUUUUCAUUUAAUAUAGGUAGGAUGUCAAGUUCCAGCACUUUUGAAAACUGUGAUUUAGGUAAAACGAAUUCCUUUAAUUUACUUGUUGCUAUUACGUAUUUAAUUCACCAAAUUUACAAAAAUUGUUUUUAUGUUAGUUUAAGAAGUCUCACUGCAUCACUUUUGAAGGAAAAAGAAAUAAUGGGAUAGUGUUAAACCAGCUAUGGAUGUAAAUGUCGAUCUCAUCGAAUUCAGUGCCAUUAGCAGUUUCUAGCGAGACCUUUUCUUGUUUUUCAGUGCUUUUAAGCAAUUCGGCCAUGUUUGUGUUUGAAACAAAACACCCUCUGAAGAGCACAAACAUCUGCAACUGAACCUUUUAAUGUUAUGUAAUUGUCCUUGACGCAGUUAGUGUUUUGAAAAUUGUUUUAAAAAGUGAAUAGUGUUUAUGCUACUGUUUUUUAAGCUGUCUUUUACACUUCGCUGUUUUCUGACAUUCGUGCCCUGGGCUUGUGGUUAUUCGUGAUGUUUUGCUGUCUUAUGAAGUUUAUAGAAGCAACUUUCCAUUUUGGAUAAACCUGUUUUGAAGACAUUGUGGUUACUCGUGAUGUUUCGCUGUCUUAUGAUGUUUUAGAAGCAACUUUCCAUUGUGGAUAAAUCUGUUUUGAAGAUAUUUUUUAGAACAUUUUUAGAGCACUUUUUCUGUUUUUGAUGAAACCUCUUUGGCGAAUAUAUUUUUGAAGACUUUUUAUUUUGGAGUGGUGUUAGGCUUUAUUGUUCUUUUUAAUGACAUUCCACAACAUUAUCAGUUAUGGUUUUACUGUUGUGAAUGUGUUUUGAAGGCAGCAGAAUUAAGUUGCUUAUGAACUUUUUAAUGUAGCAUAGGUUACCUAGUUUCCAAAGUGUACAUGUUUGCAACAUUUUUCAAGCUAAUGAGGAGCUAACUUGCUUCACGACUUCUUAAACAAGCUGUUCUUGUUUGCUGUGUUAUGAUCACUUUGUGCGUGUUCUCGUUCAGCGCAAUUGCUGCCAUGCUUUGUUAUAGUACGCGCACAUAGAUUCUAUAUUUGCAUUUUUCAUGUGACCAUCGGCUACUCACUGCCAUGUGCCAUUUUGUCAUAUAAUGUCUGGGACACUUCUAGUCCAAACUAAGCAAGACAUGUGAUGCUGAUGUAAAUUUCCGAAGCUGUUUUGUUGCCCAGACAGUGCACGAUUUACGUGUUGCCUGUGAAUAAAUUUCAAGUCUCGAUGCACUUGCUUGGCUGGGCUCAUUUCUUGCAUGCUGCAAGUUUUUG